Monodelphis domestica (gray short-tailed opossum) is the source of this 1090-nucleotide messenger RNA. NCBI's taxonomy places the organism in Eukaryota, Metazoa, Chordata, Mammalia, Didelphimorphia, Didelphidae. The record is from RefSeq and is a predicted model, not a curated record.
CGCCUUUCUGUGAGCACUUCCUGUGUCUCCCCUAUCUUAUUCUUCAGCCAGAUAAAUAUAAGACCUCUGAAAAUCCUAACCUCAAGACCAGCUGGAGCUGUUCUCUGAGAGCCAGGAAAGGAGGACAAGACAACUCUCAAAGUGCAUGUGCCUCAGAAGACGACUUAGAAAUUGAUACUGUUGUGGGAGGAACAUAUCCAAGUUUGUAGCCGGCUCUCACUCCAAGAAUGGGAAACAUAAUCUCCAUUAUAUCCAGUAUUUUUAGGCUCACCAUGAGGAACCCGAUCGCCCCGGCCGUCAUUUCUUCUGUCCCAUCAUUUUCUUACACACAUGGACAAGUUUGGCCUUCAUGUACAUCUAGACAGAGUUCACAGGGAAAUGCUAGAAUGACAAGGAGGGAAAAGAACUUUUGGCAGCAACAUUACAAUGAUCAGAGAAGUGACGAAGCGAUCCAAAGACAAAUGCGGCUGAUCAGCAUGAUCAAAGAAAGAUGCAAACCCAAAAACACCAUCAUUCAUGAUUCACCCGACAAGAUCAGGGAUAUCUGCACCAACCCCAACAGCACGAAUGUUCGUUGCAGGAAUGGAAGCAACAACUGCUAUGAAGGUCCAAACCCGUUCUCUGUCACUGUCUGUGAGGAUACAGGCUCUAUAUACUCUGUAUACCCUAACUGUCAGUACAACUGUCACAAGGAAGAACCUGUCAAAGUCACUGUGGCCUGUGAGAAUGGCAAACCUGUCCAUUUUGAUGCUUCCUAAAACAUCAUCCAUUAUAAACCUUGAUUACCUUGAAAACCUCUCAUGAAAUUUGACCUCCUCCUCCAAGGAGAUCAGCAACAGCUGUCAUGUUAGCUAAGCUCAUUGCUCCCUCCUUGGACUGACCCUUGAUGGAGCAUCCCUGGUGGCUAGUGUUCAAAAGCCAGCCUCUGGGGAGGUAGAAGCUGCUCUCUCCCCUCCAGCCAGCCCCCAGUGCCAGCCCAUGAUAGAUAGCAAGCUACAGGCAGAGAAGCAGCGCCCAGUGGAGUCAAGGCUGUGUCCUUGGUGCAUAUUCUUUCUGUGCUAUGGCUAAAUAAACUUUUGCUAACUCUUGA